Molecule: messenger RNA, 3810 nt
Organism: Eupeodes corollae
Lineage: Eukaryota; Metazoa; Arthropoda; Insecta; Diptera; Syrphidae
Gene: Oseg4
Product: WD repeat-containing protein 35
Exons: 15
Coding region: 124-3663 (1179 amino acids)
Biological process (GO): intraciliary retrograde transport; protein localization to cilium; non-motile cilium assembly
Cellular component (GO): non-motile cilium; intraciliary transport particle A
Molecular function (GO): protein binding
Source: RefSeq, a predicted model, not a curated record
UCAAGCAUCAAGAAGGACAAGAAGUUAACAAUACAGAGACAGACCUAAAAACAAUUUUGUGUUUGCAAGAAAUUAUAGUAAUUUAUUAACAAUAAAUAUAAUUUAAAGCUAAAUCCUGAGAACAUGUUUGUUUAUUUAAGUAAAAAGAUUGCAAUACCAAAUAAUGUCCAGUUGAAUAGUAUUUCAUGGAAUAAGGAGCAAGGUUACAUUGCUAUUGCUGGUUCUGAUGGCUUGUUAAAAGUCCUUAAGCUAGAACAAGCAACAGGAAACGGACAAAGCAAAGGAGGAUUGGCAGCUGUGAGCAACUUGUCCAUGAACCAAACACUUGAUGGCCACAAAGCUGAAGUUAAAGUUGUUACUUGGAACGACACACAGCAGAAACUUACAUCGUCCGAUGUAGAUGGAGUAAUUAUGGUAUGGAUGCUCUAUAAAGGUUCCUGGUAUGAGGAAAUGACAAAUGAUCGAAAAAAAUCCACUGUCAAUGGAAUGGCAUGGACCUCGGAUGGAACUAAAAUUUGUAUUGUGUAUGAAGAUGGUGCUAUUAUAGUUGGUUCUGUGGAUGGUAAUAGAAUAUGGGGAAAGGAAUUAAAAAACACACACUUAACUGGAGUUCAAUGGAGCCCUGAUAAUCGACUUUUACUUUUCAGUUUAGCAAAUGGCGAAUGUCACCUGUAUGAUAAUCAAGGCAAUUUUGCUAUGAAACUCAACAUUCAAUGCGUACCACUAAGUUCGAGCCGCAUCUAUAAAAUUGCUAACCUUUGUUGGUUUAGUGGCAAAGCUGCUCCCAAUCGUCCAAUCUUAGCUAUUUGUUAUGAAACAGGAAAAGUGCAGUUGAUGAAAAAUGAAAAUGAUGAUGCACCUGUUAAAUUUGAUACCGAAAUGAAAAACGUUGAUGCUCAAUGGAACCACGAUGGCACUGUUUUAGCUAUUUGUGGAAUUAAAGUCGACCCCAGUUCGAAGGAAGGCAAUCAAGUUUCGUUCUACUCACCACACGGACAAUUAUUUCGGACACUGAAAGUGCCAGGCAAUCAAAUAACAUCAAUGGCUUGGGAAGGUCAAUCGCUUCGUAUUGCAAUGGCAGUCGAUUCAUUUAUUUACUUUGCCAAUAUCCGACCCGAUUAUAUAUGGUGCUACUUUGAGAAGACUACAGUGUUUCUUAAUACAGUGCAUGAGUCCUUAAUGAAUGUGAUUACGUUUUGGAACACUAAUUCAAAUCAGCGCUUUUUAAAAGAAGUCGAACCGGUGAUGUGUAUGGCUGCUUGUAACGAGCACUGUGUCAUUGCAGUUGAGUGUUUGAAUACAAAUAUUCGAGACAUAACUUUAAUAGGAGCUGAGAAAAAAGCCGAGGAUAAAUGUUAUCAACUUCUGUUGUGUAACUCAAUAGGAACAACUGUUGACUCCAAGUAUACUGAUGUAAAACCAAACUACAUAGGAAUAAAUUCUACGUACGUGGUUAUUGCUUCAAAUGACGAAGUUCUUCUCUGGCACUAUCAUACUCCUAAGAGCUCAACCAACAUUCCAGGAGCAAAAGGCAGAAAAGAAAAACGAUUUCAUAUCGACGACACACCUAUUGGCGUUGAUACAAAGGAAUUAAAUAUAAAAUCAUCACAUGAGAACCAAGACCCGAUUUCUGCUGUAACUAUAUCAGAAAAGCUCCUCUUAGUUUCAAGAAAUUCUGGACUUAUCAUUGAAUAUAGUGUUCCAAAUGUUGCUCUUCGAACGCGACAUCAAACUAAGCAUCACGUUUAUAAAAUGGCCAUCAACUGUAAUUCAACCCGAGCAGCUCUGAUUGAUCAUGGUGGUGUUAUGACUCUAUUGGAUCUAGAUGACAGCAAAGAAGGUCAGCUGAAUUUUAGUCGGGUUGAGCGAAAAGAUGUAUGGGCAAUUUGCUGGGCUAAGGACAAUCCUCUGCUCCUGGCAUUAAUGGAGAAAACACGAAUGUAUGUUUUUCGAGGGAAUGAUCCGGAAGAGCCAAUUGCUUGCUCAGGCUACAUAUGUUGUUUUGAAGAUCUCGAAAUCACAAGUGUUUUGCUUGAUGACAUAAUAAGUGGUGGUGAAACUCAAAACCCCGUUAAUCACAUAAUUCAGCUUCGAGUAAAAUCCUUGCGAGAUACUGAUGAUUUACUUCAACAUGUAGGAAUAGAAGAUGCCAAGCAGUUCAUAGAAGAUAAUCCGCAUCCAAGACUUUGGCGAUUAUUAGCUGAAGCAGCUUUAAAAAAACUCGAUAUGGACACAGCAGAAAGUGCAUUCGUUCGAUGUGCAAAUUAUCCAGGUAUUCAGUUGAUAAAACGGCUUAGAAAUAUACCUUCCGAGACUCUUCAAAAGGCAGAAGUUACUGCUUUUUAUGGUGAAUUUGAAGAAGCAGAGAAACUAUAUAUGGAUGCCGAUAGAAGGGAUUUGUCUAUUGACUUACGCACAACAUUGUGCGAUUGGUUUAGAGUUGUGCAACUCUAUCGAAUGGGUCAAGGAAUAUCCGAUCAACAAAUGGAAACGGCUUGGAAAGAAAUUGGCAAUCAUUUUGCAAAUCUUCGUUCAUGGGAAAGUGCAAGAGAGUAUUAUGAAAAAGCUCAUCACAUUGAAGGUCUAAUGGAAUCACUCUACCAUUUAGAACAAUUCGACGAACUUAAGCUUUGUAUUGAUAAACUGCCAGACAAGAGUCCAUUGUUAUCUAAAAUUGCUGAAAUGAUGGCUUCCGUGGGAAUGUGUAAUGAAGCUGUUGUCGCAUACUUAAAACUAGGAGAUCACAAAGCAGCUGUAAAUACAUGUGUAAACCUUCGUCAGUGGGGUCAAGCAGUUGACCUAGCACAGAAAUAUAAAAUGCCACAAAUAGGUGUUCUUUUGUCAAAACACGCGGCACAACUAUUGCAAGAAGGACGAUUGCCUGAGGCCGUUGAAUUACAAAAGAAAGCUGGGAGAUACUUAGAUGCAGCCCAUCUUUUGACCAAACUAGCCGAACGGGAAGUCAAUAAGAAGGCAAAUUUGUUAAGAGUGAAGAAGUUGUAUGUUCUUGCGGGGCUCUUAGCUGAGGAACACAUGCGGACAUUGAGUACAAGGCAAAACAUUCGAUUUGACCGUACUAAUAUUUUGGCAGAGAUGUCAACAGAGGAUUCUAACUUAAUAAGGCGUAUUUGGCACAGCGCAGAAGCAUAUCAUUUUAUGCUACUGGCGCAGCGACAAUUGCGUUUUGGGAUUGUGCAUAGCGCGGUAAUAACAGCACUGAGAUUACGCGACUACGAAGAUGUGCUCAGCAUUGAAGAUAUUUUCAGUUUAUUGGCAUUAGCUAGUUGUGCAGACCGUUCUUUUGCUACUUGCUCAAUUGCAUUUAUCAAAUUGGAGUCCUUGGAUUUGGUGUCAGAAAAAUGUAAACAAGAAUACGAGGAACUUGCUGUUAGUAUCUUUUGUAAAAAUGAACCUAUUGAUCAUAAAAUGGACCUGGUGCAGUGUUACUCUUGUCAAACUCCUGUUGCCGAUUGUUUACCAUCCUGUUCGAAUUGUGGUGCCCACUUUCCAGCAUGCAUUUCUUCGGGUAAACCGAUUACUCAACCGUCUAAUGUAUGGAUGUGUGGAAGGUGCCAUCAUUGUGCGUCCCCAAUGGAAAUAACGAGGCACCGUACUUGCCCACUCUGUCACAAUUUAAAUGCUGCUAGUGGUUUUGAGCUUUAAAUUUAUAUUUUAUUUAUUAAAACUUAUGUAUUUAUUUUAAAAUCUUAAUUGAACUUGUAUUUGAAAAUAGACUGAAACAUUUUUAUAAUAGAAUUAAAAAUUCAACUAUCAAAUGCACCUAAGAAAUUACAUUUUAUUUUAAUUAAA